Molecule: messenger RNA, 1973 nt
Organism: Symsagittifera roscoffensis
Lineage: Eukaryota; Metazoa; Xenacoelomorpha; Acoela; Convolutidae
Product: translocon-associated protein subunit alpha-like
Exons: 2
Coding region: 60-929 (289 amino acids)
Cellular component (GO): endoplasmic reticulum membrane; endoplasmic reticulum
Source: RefSeq, a predicted model, not a curated record
GGAAUAAAUUUUUUUGUAGUAGAAGUAUUAUUUUAGACUCUUUUUGAUCCUUCUUCACGAUGAAAAUCUCCAAAGCAAUUCUUCUUGUCGCUUUGCUCCUAACAUUUGGGGCGUUCUCGACUACUUCGUUUGGAGUGUUUGUGUCUGCAGAGAAGGGCUCUCCUUCUGAUUCAGAGGUCCACGUCGAGACAGAAGAUGAGGUGAUCGAAGAAGGACAACCGGAACCGGGAACUCCAAACGACUACGCUAAAUCGACUGAAGCCACCGCAACUGGUACUGUUGGACCCGCGCCAGAUGUAGAAAUGAGCUACAUUCUCGUUGACGAAUCUGACGAGGAGCUUCCAGCGGGAAAAGUUAUCACUUGUCUCAUAUCAUUCCGCAACACAGGGGAGACGAAACAGAGCUACAAAGUCGGAACAAUCGACGCCUCUCUCCGCUACCCUAUGGACUUCUCUUACUACCUACAGAAUUACACGGCCAAGCUACUCAACCGAAGUGUAGACGCCCAACGGGAGGUCACGUUCUCGUACGUCUUCAAGACUUCGGAGCGCUUCGCCGGCCGACCGUUCGGGUUCGUGAUUGAAGCUAACUAUUACGACGAGGUUGACAGUCCCUUUGUUCACACCGUGUUCAACAAAACUGUUAAUUUUGUCGAAGUCGACGAUGUCUUCGACGCAGAGGCCAUUAUGUUGUAUGUGUUGUUUGGCGCCAUUGUGGUGCUAGUUGUUGUUAUUGUUUACUACUACGGCUUCGGAGGAGCAGGAUCGAACAAGCAGGCUGGGGGAGGGAAGAGGAACAAAGGGGGAGUGGUGGAGACGGGAACUGCGCACAAAAACGGCUCCGUAGUGGACGAGUGGCUCCCCGCACAUGCAAGGAAGUCCCCAAAAGUCGCAACUCCCAAGUCGAAGAAAUCAAAGAAGGAGAACUGAAGAUGUGCCAUCGAGAUCGAGGAGAAAGGGGGGCUGUGAUUUAUGCUUAAAGGACUAUAUGUUAAGACCGGUGUAAAAUCGUGGUGUAUAUUUGAAGAAUUAUCAUUUCGUUGCUAAAUUGUGUAUUAAUUAUCGCCGAGUUCGAGAUAUUUUUGUGUUGCUGAAGUUGCAUUAUCGAAGUUUUUUGAACGGUUGAAGAUCUAAACAAGGAUUGCUGGUAACAGCCGCUCCCAAAUUGGAAGCUUAGGCAAUGGAAACUGAAAUCUUUUUAAGUUUGCCUGAAAGUUUGCAGUCAUUGUCAAAGUUAUAAACAAAGCUUCAAGAAAUUUAUUGAGAAUGUAUGUUUCGGAAGCCUUAUGAUUCUCUGUAUUCGUUCGAUUUUGGUUAGAGAUAGCCUUUGAAAUCGACCUGAACUACAUUGCAAUGGGCAAGCUUGAUUGAAUGACUUGCUCAAAUAGCCAGAUGGUAUAAUUGACUCGAGGAUUGGGCUGUUAGCAUGUGUGUUGAUUUACGUACAUAUGCAUAAGGUUUUAUUUCAACGAAUAUUUAAUAAGCCCAAAAAAACCUUUAAUUUCUCUGACAUUUCAGGUCAUCAAAAGUUUGAAAUAUAAGUCAAAAGUAAAUUUUGUAUAGACUUAUUGAAAAUCGGAGUGAAGCUGUUUCCUCUUAUGCUAAUAGGUGAACAUGCUUAUCGCUACGCCCUCAGUUGGUUCAUUUGCAAGUCGCUUAAUGCAGUUAUGCCCACAAGAAGUUCUGCUUAUCGCCGUAAACUGCGCUUCGUGUAUUUAUUGUACGAUAUCUAAUAGUGGUUGGACAGGUACUGUUGAUUUUGAUAACAUAAAUUAUAUAUUUCAUGUCAUAUAUUAAAUAUUCUGUGCUUAAAGCUGUUCUGAAUUGCGAAUCAUUUGAAUAAUGAGAAAGAAAUCAGCAGCUAAGUCUGGUUAAUAGAUAUUAAUGCAUCUGUGUAAAAUGACUUUUAUUGUGCUUUUUUGCAAAUGUUUUCAUGAACAAUUAUUGUGAGGGGAAUUCAAAGUUUGACUACCA